Exserohilum turcica Et28A is the source of this 936-nucleotide messenger RNA. RefSeq lists its product as uncharacterized. The transcript has a single exon. NCBI's taxonomy places the organism in Eukaryota, Fungi, Ascomycota, Dothideomycetes, Pleosporales, Pleosporaceae. The annotation marks the transcript as partial. The record is from RefSeq and is a predicted model, not a curated record.
ACCCUUCCACUCAGCCUCAUUUACCCUUGUCCCGCCCAUUCUCCGCCCCAGUCCCUUUCGGACAUUACGUGCUGGGAUAAGCGAACAUGUCCCACUCUCGCAUCAAAAGGGGAUGUGGAUGUGGAUGUGAAUGUGCAUAUGCAUGAGAGCGAGGGCUUGCAGAAAUUACCCUACAGCCUCGGUUGUCAGGUUAAUACAUGGUCCUUUCUGCUUUUGAGGCGCGAGGCUGAGCAGAAUCAGUUGAACCGACGGCAGGCCCCCCAUUAUUUCCUCCAAACAGGGUGUCGGCUUGCACGCCCUACAUUGCCCUUUACCCAGUCGAGUAAAUCCCAUCGCCUCGCAGGCCAUGGCAUCCGCACAAGUUCCUUUGGUCCUAUCGCCCAACCAGCACCCAGCAAGGUCCCGGCUUGUUUGCCAUGUACUUUCUUUCUAAUUAUGGCAUCCAUCACUCGCCUUUCCCUUUACCAAAAAAACGCGUCACACCAUGGAUCAACUGCGCCUACCUUACGUACGCCUGCCUACUGUGGAUGCGGCUUAGUUCGAUAAAGGAAAUCGAUGCGCCGGCCUGGAAUGUUUUUUUUUGGUUGGGACGGCCCCCCGUGUCCCGUAUUCGUACACCUUGUAGGUUUAAGGGGGGGGGUGGCUAAGUAAGUGUAAUAACACGGGAAUGGCGCCACCUUUGCUUUUGCUUUUUUUCUCUCUUCUCUCUUUCUGCUAAGCCCGGAUAUGUACGUAGUACGUACGUAUUCCACGUAUUCCAUGGCUGUGUUUCCUCUAUUUCCGCGUUUUGCCCGUUGCUCCCCGAUUUACACAACCAAGUAUAGGUAUUUUACCGCCCUGCUCUUCCGUGCCCUUGUGCGGCUCAAGUCGAUAAACUUUGUUUCUGUGACAUGAUGCUGCUGGUAAUAUCGUGUCAGGUCGACUCUUUUUUUUUUU